AUGCUUCGAAAGGCAGUUUGUUUAGCCGCAGUGACUUUACACAUAUCGUUGCAAGGAGCACAAGUUGACCAAAAUGAGAAGAUCUCUGAGCUUGGACUUCAUCUAGAUGUCCUGCAAAUCCCGACUGGCGGUCUGGCGCAAAUUCCCGAGAUUAGAAUUCUGGAUGAAAAUGAAUCAACCCUACUCAAAGACUUCAUUUUUGCCGCCAGGCGUUCGCAAAAUCGGCUGAUUCGGGGCAUGAAAAGUCCCCACAACCGAAUUGGUCCCGAUCUCACCCCGAGGACGUCGAUCCCAAAUGUCGAGAUUGGAAAAUAUCUCAGAGGAGAGAUCAGCGAAGAUGGAGCCGACAGUGGCGGCUUCGUCACCAAGGAGACGGGGCUGUGGAUUCAUAGUUUCGAUGAGCGGGAAGACGGUGCAUGGACAGUGGAGCAAGUGAGAAAUCUCUUUCCAAACGCAAGUACGGAGUAUAUCGUGCUAUAUUCAGCCUGCAUAUCACUAGAUUUGGGGUUCAAGGUCAUUGGGAGGGAGAGAUAUCACACCCGAAAAGUUGUAGUCGCCCACAAGAGCGGUGCUUUUGAGAUGAGCCAAUUUGUUUUCUCAUAUCUGGGGCCGUGA
Molecule: messenger RNA, 615 nt
Organism: Penicillium subrubescens
Lineage: Eukaryota; Fungi; Ascomycota; Eurotiomycetes; Eurotiales; Aspergillaceae
Exons: 1
Coding region: 1-615 (204 amino acids)
Source: RefSeq, a predicted model, not a curated record